Molecule: messenger RNA, 3361 nt
Organism: Cornus florida
Lineage: Eukaryota; Viridiplantae; Streptophyta; Magnoliopsida; Cornales; Cornaceae
Product: DNA repair protein RAD16
Exons: 16
Coding region: 249-2999 (916 amino acids)
Molecular function (GO): ATP-dependent chromatin remodeler activity; ATP binding
Source: RefSeq, a predicted model, not a curated record
UCUACACACAUAAAGAACUUUCCCGCCGCCCACUCGAGCAGGCUACACAAUCUCUCUCUCUCCCCCCAUAGAAAGACACGACGCUUGGCGGUAUCAUAUCCCCAUUGCACCUUGAAACAAACAAUACCUCUCCCAAACCCUAAUUUCUGAAUUUUGCGAGAGUCUUCGAUUCACCGCCAUGAACCUUCGCUCAGGUCGCUCCGGGCCUUCCGAACAAGAUUCUUGAUUUCUGAUAAUUUGGAUUAGCAAUGGUCAAAGCAGGCAAUAAUCCCCAGUAUAUAGAGAUCUCCUCCGAUGAAGAUGAUGAUCACGUGACAUCAGAUUCUUCUGAUGUCAGUAGUAGCGCCUACUAUAACUGUGAUGAUUUCUUGGGUGCGAUUGAAAGGUUAAGUAAAACAGUUUUGGACUUAAAUAAUGAACCAAUUGCUGAGGUUGAAGUUAGUGAUGGGGAAGACAGUGCGAAAAGGAGGAAAGGCUGGUCGAAGAAGAAAAUGGGACAGGCAAGUCACAAGGGAGCGGCAUUGGAAGGGGAAGAUGAUGAGGUAGAGAGCGUGGAUGGAACAAAUAAGGAAGAACAAGAGGGUCAUGUGGCAGAGAUUGAUUUUCUUGGUUUGAAGGAUGUGAAAAAGAAGAAGAAGAAGGGGAAAAGGAAAAGGGACACUAGGUCGACCUUGAUGUGGGAAGUUUGGGAAGAAGAGCAUGAGAGAUGGGUGGACGAGAAUAUUACGAGAGAUUUUGACUUAGACCAUCAGAAUGAAAUGGUGGCUGAAACAUCUGAGGCACCUUCGGAUUUGAUCGUGCCUCUAUUGAGGUACCAGAAGGAAUGGCUGGCUUGGGCCUUGAAGCAAGAGGAGUCUGCUAUAAAAGGGGGUAUCCUUGCUGAUGAGAUGGGAAUGGGGAAGACUGCCCAAGCAAUUGCUCUUGUCCUUGCUAAACGAGAAAUAUGCCGAGAAUUUCGUGACCUUAACAUACUUGCACCCUCACCAAGUUCAUCCUUGGAGUUGCCUAAAGUUAAAGGCACCCUCGUUAUUUGUCCGGUGGUUGCUGUGAUUCAGUGGGUAAAUGAGAUUGAACGUUUCACCUCAAAAGGAAGCAACAAAGUUCUGGUUUAUCAUGGUACCAAUAGAGGGAAGAAUCUUCACCAGUUCUCUGAAUAUGAUUUUGUCAUAACUACAUAUUCGAUUGUAGAGGCUGAAUAUAGGAAAAAUGUGAUGCCACCAAAACAGAAGUGCCAGUGGUGUGGGAAGUCAUUCUAUGAGCACAAGUUGUCUGUUCACCUGAACUACUUCUGUGGGCCUGAUGCUGUUAAAACUGCUAAGCAGUCAAAGCAACAGAAGAAGGGGCAGAAAUUUGGGCGAAGAAUGUCAAAGCAGAAAACAUCUGAUAAAGGCAAGGCUUGUGAAUCUGAUAGCGAUAAAAGGAAGGGUGCUGUCAGGAAGGCUAAAAAGUCGAAAGGCGUGGACAAAGAUAUAGGAACUAGUUCUACGAUGGAAAAUUCAGCAGAUGCUGAACAAUGCUUGCCCACAAGGAAAUCUAUUUUGCAUUCUGUGAGGUGGGACCGCAUUAUUUUGGAUGAGGCUCAUUAUAUAAAAGAUAGACGUAGUAAUACCACGAGAGCUGUCCUUGCUUUAGAAUCAUCUUAUAAAUGGGCUCUAAGUGGGACUCCCCUGCAGAAUCGUGUUGGAGAACUUUACUCAUUGGUACGCUUCCUUCAGAUAGUCCCUUACUCGUACUAUUUCUGUAAGGAUUGUGAUUGCAGAACACUGGAGUAUAGUGCCUCAGCUGAAUGUCCGAAAUGCCCUCAUAAUUUUGUGAGGCACUUUUGUUGGUGGAACAAAUAUAUUGCCACACCAAUACAAGCUCAAGGGAAUGUUGGGGCCGGUCAAAGAGCAAUGAUUUUGCUAAAGCACAAAAUUUUGAAAAGCAUAGUGCUAAGACGUACUAAGAAGGGCAGGGCUGCAGAUCUUGCGCUUCCUCCUAGAAUUGUUUCGUUGAGACGGGAUACUAUGGAUAUCAAAGAAGAAGACUAUUACAUAUCACUGUACAAUGAAAGUCAGGCACAAUUUAAUACGUAUGUUCAGCAAGGAACUGUGAUGAAUAACUACGCCCACAUCUUUGACCUCCUCACACGCUUGCGGCUGGCAGUUGAUCAUCCUUACCUUGUAGUAUAUUCUCGUACUGCUAUGGAAAGAACUGGAAGUAUUGUUGAUGCUGGCAACAGCGAACAAGAAUGCGGCUUGUGUCAUGAUCCAGUAGAGGAUCCUGUGGUCACUUCAUGUGCACACAUCUUCUGUAAAUCUUGUUUAAUUGAUUAUUCUGCCAGUGUUGGACAAGUUUCAUGCCCUUCUUGUUCAAAACCACUUACUGUUGACUUCACUACCAACUUUGAUCAUGGAGAUCAGAAUACAAAAACAACCAUUAAAGGGUUUAAAUCCUCGAGUAUUCUAAACAGAAUCCAGCUUGAUGAUUUUCAGACAAGCACAAAAAUAGAGGCUUUGAGGGAAGAAAUCAGAUUCAUGGUUGAAAGGGAUGGAUCUGCGAAAGGAAUUGUUUUCAGCCAAUUCACAUCAUUCUUGGAUUUGAUACACUACUCUCUCCGGAAGUCUGGCAUUGAUUGUGUUCAACUAGUAGGAUCCAUGACCAUGGGUGCUAGAGAUGCUGCAAUUACUCGAUUUACUGAGGAUCCGGACUGCAAAAUCUUCCUUAUGAGCUUAAAAGCUGGAGGUGUUGCUCUCAAUCUCACAGUUGCAUCACAUGUUUUCUUGAUGGACCCUUGGUGGAAUCCAGCUGUGGAGCGGCAAGCCCAAGAUAGAAUCCAUCGGAUUGGGCAAUACAAACCAAUCAGGAUUGUUAGAUUUGUUAUUGAGAACACAAUUGAGGAGAGAAUGUUGAAGUUGCAGGAGAAGAAGGAACUUGUGUUUGAAGGGACGGUGGGUGGCUCAUCAGAAGCUUUGGGAAAAUUAACCGAGGCGGACCUGAGAUUCCUAUUUAUCACCUAAGCAGGAUUAUAUAUAUCGCGCGUAGCUCCAAGAUCAGUUGCUUUAUUGAUUCGAUUUUUGUAGCAAUUUUUGUCAACUGCACCUUUUGAUGGGCAGAUUGCAUUGAGUUCUUCGAUGAUGGUAACUGAGGUGUUUCUCAGUUGUUUAUGACAUAGUCUAAGAUGAACAGACUGCAGAUUUAACCAGAAAAAGAAGAGGAAGUGUAGGUUGUUUAGAACUAUAUCCAUGGAAGGACGAUGAUGGACAUGCUCAAAAGGCUUCAAUAUAUUAUAUAUUUUGCCAAUGCUUCGGGUGCUCGGGCCAUUUUGUUGAUAUGCAAUUAUAUUGUAUGCCUUCUCUCAACCGGUAUAGUGGUUGACACC